AUGUACGAGGUGUCGUGCGUAGCUGGGAACAAAGUAGACGCGGCCUACGCAGUCAAGAGCCUCUCCAACGUGAUACAACCGGGCAUGGGGCACGCCGUGUCCGUGCAGCGCCAUCAUGCGCACUCUCAAUCGUACAAACACAAACCAGAACCGCCGCCGGUCAGCAAACCGGACGCGAUCAAGUCCCACGUCAUGAGACUCCUGAAACGGUCCAAGAGCCACACGCCGGCCACCAGGGCGGCGGAGAACCAGGCGGAUCCGCGCAUGUUCGAUCGCAGGACGGUCUUCUCGAAACCGGUGGCCGACGAGCAGAGGCGCAGGAGGAACUCGUCCGAGAGGCGACGGAGCGGCGAUAAACGCGUCAUGGUCACGAUCGUGGACGGUCUACCUGUCGUCGUCACCGGGCAGAAUCCACCGCAGCACCCACCGCCCGUGACGCACCACAGACACUCUCACAGAGAUAAGGUGAGUCUAUUUUUAGGCAGCGCCUCUGAAACACUUAGCUCUUGA
This is a messenger RNA of Leptosia nina, 510 nucleotides long. The record is from the annotation of a GenBank genome assembly. Lineage: Eukaryota; Metazoa; Arthropoda; Insecta; Lepidoptera; Pieridae.